Molecule: messenger RNA, 3770 nt
Organism: Drosophila takahashii
Lineage: Eukaryota; Metazoa; Arthropoda; Insecta; Diptera; Drosophilidae
Product: cilia- and flagella-associated protein 61
Molecular function (GO): oxidoreductase activity
Source: RefSeq, a predicted model, not a curated record
UCCGAUUUCCUUGUGCAGUAGUGCUCCAACUCAAAUACACGUUCAACUAAAUUUGUUUAACAAUGCCCAGCCCUCAAGAUAAUAUUUUAAUUGUCACAGCGGGAUUUCGGGAUCUGCGACGCAUAGAGGAUCUCUAUGAGGCCAAAAACACUUGGCACUUUGGGGCGAAGGCCACGCCGCCGCUGGAAACGUUGUUCUUCAGGAAUCAGGCGCAACGUCUGUUGGUCUACAACAAACAGGAGUUUCAUCUAUUGCUGGCCUACAGCGAAUUCGCUAACCAUCCAAAUAUUCCGGUGCUAAGCAACGAUCUCUGGCUCCACUGGCUAAGUGCGAGGUUUUGCCUAGAUCUUCCCAUCACGCUGCUCAAUUCCAUAUUUUUCAACUUCUUCAUCUGCAAGGAGGGCCAGCCAAAUAUUCUCAAAAAUAUCCUCUUGGAGGUCUUUUACAACGAGCACUUGGUCAACUACAUACUGGUGGUCACCCCGGAUUGCCCAUCAGGGGAGUAUGAUGCCAUUCAGGCUUUUGGAAAGACCUAUUACCCAAAGUACUCCAAAGUCAGCGAGCAAAGGCAUCUGCCCGCUGUCAUCGUGAUCCUUCGCCUGAAUAUCAUGCCAGUUAUCAACUUUCGCAAAGCGCUACCCGAGGACAAUGACGAUAUUGUCGAGAUGAUAGAUUCCGAGGAUCCGGAACUGCGGAGAAAGCACGGUGACUUCUACAUUGCCGAGCAUCUGCUGAAUCAGGAAGGGUCUGAUGACAAGGACAAAAUUAUAAUAGCCGAGUUUGAGGAGGAGAUUGCGGAUAACGUCAAGGGUGCCGGCUUAAUGUGGCUAUCGGAUUCAAUAGAUAUCGAAAAGCUGGCCACAAACUUUCACCUGGAACGCCUGGGCAAUUUGGCGCGAUACACACCGGGUGUAAAGCACGCUCGUGUGCAUUUGGAUGUGCUCUCAGUGGAGCAAAAGUCGUACAAGGAGCUGUACACCAAGUCGCAAAUGGAUGCAAUAUGCAAAACACAAGGGAGUAAGAUAAACCAAGCUGGAGAAGAUGAAGCAAAGAAUGUUUUAUUCAGAAAGUAUAAGCAUAUCUAUGAUGAACUCCGUAAGGCUCACUACUACUUGAAAGCCCAUCAAGACAAGCUGGAGAUCGCUUUCGAUUUGCCACCUGGCGAGCAUUCGCACAGCGAAAAUCGAUUGCAGUACCUGGGAAAGGCGUCCAAUGGAUUCCUGCUCAAGAUGUUCCAGUUGCAUCCACUGGUGCGCUUUGAGUACACAUUCUACUCCUUGUCGGCCAUGUUCAGUGCCUUUCCGGAUCACGAUUACUGUGUGACCAUGGUGCCGGCCACCGUGUCUACGAGUCCUUGCCAGCGGGAACUGCUGCGGUUCUUUUUGCCUGUUUCUCAUCGUCCAAGUAGCUCCGUGUCUGAAAAUAUGUUCGUUGCCCAUCGAAGUACUUUGUUCGGGGAGCUCCGUGUGCAGCGCUUCGAGAGACAGGAGAUUGAUGAGAUCAGAACCAUGAUAAGCUCGCAGACCCGCAAAAGAGACACCUAUUUAGAUGAUGAGCCAAGUGCUGGAAAUCGACUCGACGAUUAUACACAGGAGGUUCUGGGCAUUUUCGAUGAUAUCAUUGAGGAAAUCCUCGAGAAACCUAUGACUGAUUUCACCUGCUUCACCAUUCGCUGUGGUCAAUCCAAGAAGCACACCGACUGCCCAUUGGUGGGCUUUCUGAUUCUAUGUCCCUUUUUGAUAUAUGAUGACCUAAGCAAGGUGCUUAUGAUGCCACGCGAUCAGUUCUCGCUGACGCACAAUCGUGGAGAGAUUGUGAUGUUUAGGCUACACCCCUUCUUCCAGAUGUGGUGCAAUCCCAUCCUUCGCACGGUGGCCUUGUACGAUAACUACCGUGAACUAUAUUACAUACACUACUACAAUGGAAUCUCGCUGCCCAACGAUCUGAUGUACAACAUGAUGCCAGUGGAACCGCGCCGCAUGAAGAAGAACCUCUUCAAUUACAAGUGCUUCUCGCCCCAGCGACGGGUAUCAAAGGCUUCCCGCGUUUCCAAUAUGGAUAUUUGCAGAAGUAGACUGCGUCUCUUUUGCCACAACCUGCAGCCCACCAUGCACAUGGGUGUAAAGAAUUCCCUGGUCAUCGUGGGCUUGUCGCACACUUGCCUCGCCUUUUUGCGGACCAUCAUCUUCGCCUGGAAUUCUCAAGAUAUGGUUAAUUACAAAAAGUACAACUGCCUGCCCAUGGUGGACGUCACAGUGGUGGUGGGUCACGGAGUUCUGGAAUCGGCAUACGAUUGUGAAUUUUCCUGCAGCUACUGCGCGAAUGGUAGAAACUGCUAUGUGGACACCGGAAACGUAAACCCCUUUGUUAGGGAUGUAAUGCAGCGAAUGGAUGUGAGGCAUUGGGUGCGAUUUGUUCCUGGAACUCUUAAAAGUAUAAAUAGACAGGCAAGGUUGCUGGAGCUAACGGACGGCUGCAGUCUGUACUACGAGAAGCUUGUCCUGUUUGCUGCCACAAGGUUCGGCUUUCAGGACAAGGAAUUCAAGGGGUUUCCAAUGCCCAUAAACUAUAUAGUCAACAACCAUCGCCUGGACAGGAUUAUUUUCUAUCACAAGGUGCGGGACAUGAUCGAGUCAAUGGAACACUACAACAUUAUAGUCUAUGGCUAUCAUUUGGCCCUCUACGAGUGCCUUCACUUUUUGGUCACACAUGGCUGCACUGCCCAGAACAUCACAUAUGUGCAGCCCCACGUGCCGAGGGUUAUGGAGGAGCUGGGCAAUCCUGAAGUGGACUCUCGCCUGGAUCCGAUCAUCCUGGAAAUGGUAGCCGAUCUGGGUAUCACGAUUCACUUGUCCACCAACUACAGCCAAUUUAUUCUGAGCCAAGACAAUAUGUACAUCGAGCAAGUGGAGUUUGCGGUGCAUCCAAGUAGGAAAAAGAUCAUAUUGGAUUGCGAUCUCUUCAUCAACUACAAUUGCAAUUCCUUAAGUACGGCGUUGGAAACUGUUCUUUCUGAAGCAGGAAUUGAGAUGCGUGACCGGAAGAUUGUGGUUAACGCACGUUAUGCCACCAAUGAUCGCAACAUAUUUGCCGGAGGUAGGUAUAUCGUCAUGUUGCCCCAGCCCAACUUCCAGUACUCCUUUACCAGUCCGCAAGAAAUGGCCGAAAAGAUUGCUUACGAAUUGAAUAUGAUUAAGAUUGUGAUGCAGUCGCGGUACUCGAGGCCAUUUAUGUUCACGGGCAUUCUGCCAAUGGGCUAUCAGAUCACCAAGUUCACUCAACCAAAGUCCCUGCUUAUAGGUCAACUUCCCAUCGAUUUUUCGGAUAGCAUGACUACCUACGAGAAUGGAGAUUUCUGCCGCAUACGACUCAACAGAAAAUUGAUUGUCAUCGAGAUUGUCUGCGUCACCAAAAAGCCGAAACGACUUUACUUCAUGGAGUACUUUUGCGGCAAGCACGCUAUGCUGCUCAAUGAUUUGCGUGGUCGUUUUCAGUCCGGCUGGAUAAGCAACUUCUUGGACUUCUUUCAACAACCGUGGACAGAGCUCCUGAUGCACGAUAGAUUCGAGGAUCUGCAGCUGAAGAACCGCCGACUCCUGCUGGCCAUGCUGCUGAUGAACAACAAGGAUGCUAAUAACGCCAGGAGCAGUUUGGAAACCACCCAGCGGCAGAGGCUGGAGGAAAAUGUAAUCGAUUUUGUACGAACGUAUCGCAAGGAUUUCACCCAUGAGUUUGCUUUGCCAGAGGACUGGGGUGUUUUCAAUCUAUGA